Molecule: messenger RNA, 20796 nt
Organism: Cinara cedri
Lineage: Eukaryota; Metazoa; Arthropoda; Insecta; Hemiptera; Aphididae
Source: the annotation of a GenBank genome assembly
CUCUUGAGUAAGGUAUAGCCGUAUCAUAUUGUGCCGAAAUCAAUACGAUAAUUAUACCGGUUGCACUACCUAUUUACGUACAACGCGAACAAACGAAAUCGCACGUAAGUAGGUACGUUUGUUUCAUAGAGUAACAUGUUGCACUGUGGAGUUUGUCGGGUACCUAACCGCGGGUAGUACCAAUCGGUUAUAAUAAUUGCAGUUUUCGAUAUUAAACAAUAAUGAUAAUAAUCCGGAUCGCUUUUAGAAAAUAUCGACCGAAUAAAUAGUAGCUAGGUACCUAGGUACCGACUACCGAUUUUAUAAUAUUCGUACUGUAUACCGAGCCGUAUUUAUCACGACGAUUACAACACAAUACGUAUCUACGGGAAAUUUUACAAAAUCUAUCUACUGGCUAGUGGCAGUUCGCCGUACAAUAAUAUGUCCAAUAAUUAACGAUAACGCGCGGUUCAUAACACGAUUUACGGGUGUGAAAUAAAGUGUAUAAUAAUAUUACGUCGUUGAAUCAAUAAUAAUAAUAACGCGUAUUGCAUAGUAUUCGCGCGCGGGCAUAUUGUUUAAAUCGAGUUCUUUACAACCAAGAAUCACUGGAACGCUGAUCCUCCAUUAUAUAUUUUGACGUGAUAACAAAAGUGAUAACAUUAAUCAAAACGUGUAAACACAAUCAUUUUUCUGCAUUAUUAAUCAUAAUAUUUUGUUAGCAUAUUCGAAAUUAAUUUCCCUUGGUACCAAUAACUAUUAUAUGUUUUCCGUCGAAAUUACUAUGUUUUACGUAUUAUAUUUUAACGGAAUUACAAAAUACUAUAUCAAAAUCAUCGAAAAAUAGUAUUUACUUUUGACGCGUAAUGUGAAUUUGUAUAGAAUUUUAAUAAUUUUAUCAUUUUUUUUUUUUUUUUUUUUAUAUACAAUUUUUACCACUAGAAUAAAUACACAUUGCAAUAGUGAAAUAGGUAGGUACGUUUCUUUGUCGUCGAACAUUUUUAUUCCUUGUCACUGAACAUUAUGAGCUCGGAUAUCAGCACAAGAAAUCCCCAGGAAGAAUAUGAACUGAUUCAGAGGAUCGGUAGUGGAACGUACGGCGAUGUUUAUAAAGUUAGUUACUCCAUUCCAAUAUUUUACGGUUAUAUUUGUAUUAAUAUUAUGUUGAAUUUAAUGUGCCAAUUGUAGGCCAAGCGAAUUUCGACAUCGGGUUUAGCCGCUAUAAAAGUUAUCAAAUUAGAAGCUGGUAAGUGAUUUAAUGAACAGUGGUUUAAUCAUGACAUAUUUUUAAAAAAAUUACAUUUAUUUAUAUUAUUUAUUUAUAUUUUAAUAUUAAUUUUUAUUAUUUGUUUUUUUUCUCACUAUUUGUAAUUUUAGAAUAUUUUUAUUAGCAUUAUUUUUUAAAAUAUGUUAAAUUAAUAAUUUAGAAAUGGUAUUUAUACCUAUAUUGCUUUUCUUAUAAUAUUGUUAAUUUUCAUUUAAUCAAUUAGGUGAUGAUUUCGUAAUAAUACAGCAAGAGAUAUUAAUGAUGCAAGAUUGUCAACAUUCCAAUAUUAUUGAAUAUUAUGGUAGCUAUUUACGUAGAGAUAAGUUAUGGAUAUGUAUGGAAUAUUGUUCUGGCGGAUCAUUGCAAGACAUUUAUCAUAGUAAGUACUUAGUAUUCAUACAAAUAUGUGUGUAUUGUAAAUCAGUUCAAUAUUUCAUUUGAGGUUUUCUCUUGGAACAUAGGGGAGCUAAAUUUGUCUGUAUAUAAUUUGAUACUAUUUAAAUAAUUAUAAUACCUAUCUAUACAGUAUAUAUUGAUCAUUAUUAGGGUAGAGGAUUUGUAGCUCUAAAAAGUCACAAAAUAUGCACUUAAAUACUCAAAAUAUGUAUUAAAAAUAUGCAAUUUGAAAUUAAAAACAAAAUUUUUAAAAAUAAUAUAUUUAUCAAAUUUAUUUUAUUGUUAAUAUUUACAACUUGCAGAUACUUCUUCCAAUUCUAAAAAUAAAAAAACAAAUAUUUCAGUUUUUAAAAUUGUUUAUAUUAACAUUCAUUAUAUUUACAUUAAUAUUCAUUUAGCAGUUCGGGAAUAAAUUAUUUUUUCAAUUCAAUCUUUUUUUUAAUUACUGAUAAAUAUAUACUGAUGAUUUAACAUGAGGUAUUAUAUACUUAAAAAUAAAAUAAAUGGCAAAUAGAAUGCGUAGUCAACCAUAAACUGUAGAAACAUAGAACACUGGAAUGAAUAUAUUGGCAUAUUGAUUACGGGCAAAGGAAAAAUCAGUCAAUAACCAUAUUAUAUAAUACAAGCUAAAGAAUAAUUUAAAUUUAACAAUUUUGGGUUAUAUUAUUGAAUACAAUAAAAAUGCCAUUGUGGAAAAUAUUGAUAAUAUAAAAUAUGUCUCAACAAUUAUAAAGUAGAAGAAAUAUGCCUUACAAACAACAAAAACUCAAAAUAUGCAUUUAUAUGCAAAAUAAAAUAAUCAAUCUAGCUUUGUCUUAGCAUAAAAUUUCUUACUCUGCUAUUGAGUAAAACAAAGAUAUAUAGUAAUAUAUAUAUAUUAUAUAGUGUAAAACAAAUAUGCAAAUGCUACAAAUUCUAAACAUUAUUAUAAAAAUGUAAUUUAAUGAUUUUAAUAUCUUAUGUUUUAUAUAUUAUUUGAAAUAACAUUAGGUGGGAACUUAUAAUAUUGAUAAGAUGACCUCAAAUUUGUUUAUAUUAUUGCCACUGAAUAUAAAUUAAUAAACUAUUGUAGUUUUUAACUUGAAUAAUUAAAUUAUUUAAAAGAUAAGAGAUCAUAAUAGUGUCAUUGUAUUUAUUUAUAGUUAUUUAAAUGUUACUCUUUAAUUCUUAUUUUUUACUAUUAAAAUCUUAACAACAUUCUCUCCUACAAGAAAAUAAUAUUUCUUAAUACAAAACGUGUGUUAAUAUUAUUGGUAUCAUGUAUAUUUUGUAUGUAUGAAGUUUUCUACUGAAGUAUUUUGUUUUGUUUAUCUAUAAAACUAAAUUUAUUUUUAAUCCUAUGUAAUCCUGUAGGUACUUAAAACCCCCCAGGGUAUUAGAAAAGUAAAAAUAGUGAAACUUACUGAAUUAGGUACCUAGAUGAAAUAACUUAAUCUUUUUUAAUGAGUUGAUGAGCAAAAUUAAUAUGAUUUAUGAGAUUUUACUAAAAUUUUGUAUAAAAGUUAAUUAAAAUUUCAUAUUUUAUAUGGGUUCUGAAAUUGUUCUAACAUGAAUCAAUAUAUAGUAAAUAUAUAAUAUUUUACGGUUUAUUAUUCGAAAAUAGGUAUUUGUAAUUUUCAAUUUUCGAAUUGUUUAGUAUUUGAUAGUUAUUAUAGGAUAUAGAUAAAAAUAACAAAGUGAGCUUUACUUUUGUUUUAUGUACCAGGAAUUAAAAAUAUGAAAUUUUAUAUUGUUUUUUUUUCUGUGUAGUGGAGUAUUUUAAAUUUUUAGUGUUAUUUUUUGUUAAUAUGCAUAAUAUUAAUGAUUUAUUUUGUAUUUUUCCUAAAUAGUAGAAAAUAUCUCUAAUUUAUGUGAAUUGAUAAGAAAAAUACCUAUAGUUUCGUUUCUUAUUAUAAUCUACUUUUAAGUAUCCCGGUGCAUUGACCUAGUGAACAGUCUAGAUUUAUGACUCCUUAUCGAUUGUAUUUCUAUAUUUAAUAGAAAAAAAUUUUCUUUUUUGCAUUUUUCAUGUUUUUAUCACAUACUAUAAGCAGCAUAUUUUAAGAUUUCUUAGGUUAUAUUUAAAUUAUUUUUAGAGCUAUGAAAUCCGUGCCAGAAUCAGGUUAUUAAAAUGUGCACAGAAAGUUUCAUGUACAAUGUGAUAACAUGUAACAAUUAAUUAUGCCGGAUAUUUUUUUAUUGGUUGAUUUUGGUUUGCAUUUAUUUAUUUCGGCAUUUUUAUUUUUUUUUAGAUUAAAGUAUAGAAUAUUUCGUAUAUAUAUUUAGAGCAUAUUAUAUUUUAAUGAUUUUAGGGCACAUAAAUAUUUGUUCUACUGAUAUAUAUUUGUGUCAAUACACAAAUCAUAUAUUCAAUAUAAAAUCUGUGAUCCUUGAUUAUGUCAUUUCCAAUUCUUUAUCUGUGUAUGUUUAACAAAAUAACUAUGCUAUUAAACCUGUUGAAGAUUUUCACCCCCUACGACACUAUCUAUAACUUAUAACUUACAAUUGCUCAAUUUCUACAGAUGUAUAAUUUAAUGACUAAGUCAUGAAUUGGAAAUCUGGUAAUUACAGAAGCAUUAUUUAGGUUAUAUUAACUGGUUCAAUAUAAUUGAUUCUAUUGAUUCUAUUUCUAUUGGUUCAAUUGACUCUUAUAUAUAAUAAUGACAUUGAUAUUUUUUUAUGUACCCAUAUUAAUUAUGCCAUUAAUCGAUUUAUACAGAAAGUUGGCAGACAUAAAUUAACAUACCCUAUUUGGUUUAGUAAAGAAUUAAAAUAUUAAUAAAACGUAAACAAAUGUCUCAUAGUAUUUAAACAAUUUUAAAAACACCCGACUCAUACAUAAGUUUUUCUAAUCUUCAGUCUUUUUAAAUAAUUAGAUCUCAUGGUUAUAAAGUUAUAUUGCACACAAAACUCAGUCAAAAUUAAUCAUAAACAAUUUUUGGAAUUUUUAUAAUUCACAAAAAUUAAAUAAUCAAUUACUUGUAUCUAUGUACUAUUUUGAUCAAGAAGCUACCUCUGGUCUAGAAAUUGUUAAUUUACUUGUCCAAAAAAUAAAUAAUUAUUUUAUCCUUCAUCGAUUAAUAAAAAGUACAUGUUUUACAAUAUUUUAAAACCUACUUAAAGCUUUGUUUUAAAACAUAUAGAUACCUACUAAAUUUAAUAAAAGCGAAAAUUAUCUAAUACGAGUUAAUAAAUAAAUAAUAUAUUUAUGAGAAUAUUAGUUAAAAAUAAAGAUUUGAAGUCCUAUACAUUUAUUUAAAUUUAUUGGGUGUCUUUAUAUUUUGAAUAGCAUUGUUUUUUUUAUUUAGUUAAUAUAUUUUUAAUAUUUUAAACUAUGAAGAGUGUAUUAUGUAAUACAGUGGUUUUCAAUAUGUUUUAGGGGUGAGAUCAAAAAUUAUUUUGAAAUUUAAAAUUAAGAAAUGUUCUAUUUUCAAUGUACUUAAAACAAAAUAUUAAAUGAAAUUAUAGUUUGCAAAGGCCUAUAGUUUUAUGAUGUUUAAACAAAUACAAAUUAUUAAAAGUGUUGUAAUUGUAUUUUAUAGUUACUGGACCACUUACUGAAUUACAAAUAGCUUAUAUGUGCAGAGAAACACUGAAAGGGCUGUCUUAUUUACACACUGUGGGUAAAAUGCACAGAGACAUAAAGGUAAUUUUUUUUUUUAAUAAUUGUCUUAAUAAUAAUAUGUUCAUUUACAUUAUAAAAGUUCAAAAAAAAAAAAAAAAAAUUAUUUGAAAAUGAUUUUUACCUAGAAUAAAUUACUAUAAUUUAUAAUUAAAAUUUGAGUAUACUAGACAAAAUAUUUAAUUUUGGAAUAAUUUUAAUUAAAUGAUUUGUUUAUACAUAAAAUCAUUAAAAUAUGAGUUUAUUAAAUUUUUAAAAAUAUAUAUAAAUUAUUAAAUAUUUGUUUUUGUAAUUUAAAGCUAAUAUAUUAAUUAAUUAGUUACGCAUAGUUUAUUAAUUAGGGAUGAUAUUUUUUUUAAAGUCUGUUUUUAAUUCCUCUUCUUUUAUUUUUCAAUUUGAGCACUGGUUAACCUUCUAGAUGAGUUUUUGAGAAGUUAACAUAUGAAAGGUACCAUAGUUUGUAUACCACAAAGAUAAAUUAUUGCAAUAUAAAAAGAUUCUGGUAAAAUGUUUUGAUAAAUCUAAAUUGAAAUAAAUACCAAAUGUUUGCAUUUUCAGCAAAAUUUGUUGUAUAUUUAAACUUUAAACACAUUAAAAAAUAGUGUUAUGCUAAAAAAACUUUCACUUAUGUAGCUAAUAAUUUAAAUUCACACAUAUUGAAAAACUGUAUGCAAAUACUGUUAAUGAUUUUUAUUAGUUUUGUUAAAAUAUAAACUUUAUAUGCUUACCAUAAAAAAAUAUUUGUUUACUAUUGUUCCUUUUCUAUAAUUUUUAAGAAUUUUUAUGGACUGAUUGUAAUCCACAUAAAACCAAUAGCAAAAUACAUUAAAUUGCAAAUUUAAAAUAUUUCUAAAAGAUAGAACAGAUAGAAAUUUGAAUGUAUAUCUGUAUGCAACAAUAAACGCUAAUGAAAAAACUAUUUCAAGCAGAGUUCAGUUGAUAGUGUUGCUUUGUCAACAAUAUAUAGGUCAUAUUAUAUAUGGUUUUAAUUUUAUUUAAUAAUAUUUGUUUAAUAUUGUUGAAAACCAACAAUUAUAAUUUUUAUUUACCUGUAUAACCUAACAUAAAGAUGAGUAUUUAUUGCAUGAGAAAAGCAGAGUGGGACAGCUAGUUAUAUAUAUAUAUAUAUAUAUAUGAAUAAAAUAUUUUUGUGUUGUAUAUUUUUAGGGAGCUAAUAUAUUAUUGACUGAUGGUGGGGAUGUGAAGUUGGCAGAUUUUGGUGUUUCCGCCCAAAUCACAGCUACAAUAAAUAAACGUAAAUCAUUUAUUGGUACUCCAUAUUGGAUGGCACCUGAGGUUUGUUAACUUUUAUUUGAUUAUAUUAUUAUUUAUUUAUAGUAAUACAUUAUUUUAAAAGUCAUUAUUUUUCCAAUAGUUCUAAAUCUACUUAUUGUAAUGUGUGUGUGUGCAAAUUAAAUCAUUUUUUUUUAUUAGUAAAUAUAUGUAUAUGGACUAUCCAGAAAUAUAAAGCUUAUCAAUUGUUAGAUAUAUUGCACUGAUAAACAAAUUUAUAAUUUUUCAUUUGAUUAAUAGUAUUUUUAAAUUUAAUAUUUUUUUUAAACAAAAUAUCUGUACUAUGCUUGAGCUUUUAAAUAAAUAUUCAUUUGCCCAUUAAAUCCUAAAAUAAUUUAUCAGAAAUAGCAAAAGCACCUUCCUUGUGCACACUCCUCUAUGAAUAUUGUAUUUAAUAACCUUAACAGCAGUAACAAUGUAAUAAUAAAACCUUAUAUGGUAUUAUAAAAAUGAUCAUUAAGAGUUACUUGAAGUCUUAAAUGUUAUGAGUCAACAAUAUCAGUUAAAGAUUAAUGAAAACAACAAUCAUUAAAUCAACCAAUAUUUUUGCAAAAAUGUUUAUUCUUAGCACUGUUUAUGUAAAAAAAACUGUAUGUAUAUUUUUAGGUUGCAGCUGUUGAGAGAAAAGGUGGUUACAAUCAACUUUGUGAUAUAUGGGCAGUAGGAAUAACUGCUAUAGAACUGGCUGAAUUACAACCACCAAUGUUUGAUUUGCAUCCAAUGAGAGCUUUAUUUUUAAUGUCUAAAAGUGGUUUUAAACCUCCAACUUUAAAAGAUCGAGAUAAAUGGUGAACAGUUUAUUUUAGUUUAUUAAAUAAAAAAUAAAAUAUAAGUUUUAAUAAUUUAUAAUAUGGAUUUUAAUGUUUUAAGGAGUCCAACUUUUCAUAAUUUUGUAAAAAUAUCAUUGACAAAAAAUCCCAAGAAACGACCCACAGCUGAUAAGCUGUUGAUGGUGAGUGAACUAUUGAUAUUGGCUUACUUAUUAUUUAAUCAAACAUAUUUUUCAAUAAAUCUUUUUAGUAAAUUCACUAUUAGUUCAACUAUCUACUAUUUAACAAGCCAAUUUUUUCUUGAUAUUAUUCUUAAAAGAAGUGUUGUCUAUUAGGUAACUUUCAGAUAACUAAUAAUUAUAUUUAUUCUAAUUUAUACCAAAAGUGUUAUAUUUGACUUAGUUGCUAUGAUUAAAAAAAAAAUAGAUCAUUUUUCAUAGAUAUUAAUAUUAUGAAGUGUUUAACGAAAUUACUUUUUUUUUAAAUUAAUAAUAAAACAAAAACUUUAUUGUUGCUACAUUUUGGCAUAUUAUUAUCAUUUCUUACUUCUCAGAGAUCCAAACAAUUAAAAAAAUAACACAAUAAAAUGCAUACAAAAAAAAGCAAUAAUAAUAAUCUUAUAAUUAUAUUAACACUGUAAAACAAUUUUUUUAAAAUAAAUAUGACAUUUAUUAUCAGAAUAAAAUGCAUCAACUUACUUUUUCACUUUCUAUUUUUUUUGCAAAUAUAUUUUUUUAAAUUCAAAAAGUUAUCUAUGAUUGUAAAAUAUAUUGCAUAUAUAUUGCAAAAUAUUGUAUUUCCCAAUAAAUAUAAUUACAAUAAAAUACAGUUUAGUUAAAUAAUUAUUUAACUUUUUAAAUAUUUUUCUUGAGAAAUAUUUUCUAACAGAAACAAAACAUAAUUUCUUAAUUUAACAUAAUUCAUUUUUUGUCAAGAAAAAUAUUUGCUUUAAUAUCAAAUUAUUUUUGUAUAGCAUUCAUUUUUUUGUCAAGAUAUGAGUAAACGACUUGCUAUUGAUUUAUUACAAAAAGCAAGUAACCCUGCUGCUCAAACAUUUUCUGAAGUAGAGCCUGAUGAUGAUGUAAGUAUAAAAUAAAUAAUUAUUCAAUGAAAUCACUAAUAUAAUAUUAUAAUGUAUGUAAAUAAUUUCCACUACAUACCUAAUAAAGAAUACCAAAUUAUGUAAUAAGUAGGUAUCUUAUAUGAAAUAUUAAAGGUUAUAUAAAUCUCUAUAUUAAUUUAUUAUUUUAGUAGAAACAAUAAAGAAAUAUCAAUACUUGUAUAAUAAAUAUAAUGAUAAUGAACUAUUUUAUAUUAAAAACAUUUUUUUGAAAAAACAAGACUUAACAAGUUGACUGCUGUAGUAUUUUAAUAGAAUUGUUCCUACACGAAAAUAGGUACUCACCAGUUUUGUUAUCUAGCCGUUGUAUUUUCAGAUGGAUUAUAAGACAGGCUUUGUCUUUUUUUUUUUUUUUGAUUUUUGAUUAUUUUCUUAUCUUAUUGCAUUAUUAAAGUCAAACAGUGUGAGUAACAUUAUUGGUACUCAAAGCAUAUAAAAAUAUGAUUAAAACAUUAUGGCCUAGGGUACAAAUCAAGUGAGUACCAAUUUUGGUACUCAUGACAGUCAACUUGUUAAAAUGUAUUUUUUUUAAGUUAAAUUAUUAACUUAGUAUUGGUAUAUUACCAUCAUUAGGCUAAUUAUAAUAUUGUUUUUGGUCAAUUACAUAUAAAUAAAAGACAAACAUAUAUAUUUGAAAUAAAAAGGGUAAAAAACUAAUUUAUGUACAAAUGUGAUAUUAAAAGCAAAUGUUAUAGAAAUACAUAGAUUUCUAAACUUCACAAACUCAGAAACUGUAACUAAGUAAAUAUAACUUGAAAACAUAUUCUAAGUCUUGUUUUUUCAAACAAUUUGUUUAAAUAUAUGUAUUAAGAGUGUCAAAAUCUCAAACAAAACUAUUUUAUAUUAAAAAAAUACUAAAAUCUAUUUAUAAUUUCAAUAUUUUUAAAAUUAUAAUAGGUAAUCUGCAAUGUUCCACGACGCAUUGCAUCCAAGUCCACUAUUGAUCACAGGGGUUUGUAAAAUAUUAAGAAUUAUUUAAAUAUGAAUACAUUAAUGAAAUGAAAAAAACUAAUUUUUAUAGGUGUACCAACAGAAUCAAUUAACAUCCCUUUCAAUAAUAAAAAGGAUAAUUCUACCUUAUUGGGUUCUCGAAAUUUGGGAAUUAAUAUUAGAAAAAACUUACUAGUGAGUAACUAAUUAUACAUGUUUACUUUGAUAACAUUAUGUAUAUAUUUAUUAUAAUAUUUUUUUUAGCGCAAUAAUGACUGUGAUAAUUUUGAAAAAUUAGAUUUGUUAACAACUGAAAAGUAAGUACUGCAUAUAUAUGUUGAAUUGUAGAAAAUAUAUGCAUUUUUUUAUGUAUUGUAGUUUGUAAUGCUUUGUUAAAACAUUUAAAUACAAAUUAAUGCAUAUUAACUUCAUUUAUAGUGAUUUCCCAAUAUUUGUUGUACAUAAGUAUAUUAUACAUUUGUAUUUCUUUAUUUUAUUUAUUUUUUUUGUUUAGUACAAAUAUUAAGUUAUAUAAAACUAAUGUCAAAAAUGAAAUUUAAUACUUUUACAUUUUAAUUUUGUAACAACAUUUAUUAGUUUUACAUUUCUUAUAUUUUAUACUAAAUUGUUCGAUUUGUGAAAUUUUGUGCACAGCUAAUUAAUUUAAGCCAAUAAACUGUUUUUAUGACAUGAUACAAAAUUAACUUCAUUAUCUUAGUUUUGAAUAUUUGUUGUUCAUUCAUACAGAAGCAAAUUUUAUUUAUAAAUUAUAUUUUUAUAUUACAUUUAAUUAAAACAGAUCUCUCUCUCAAAAAAAAAAAAAAACUGUGUUACUAUAAUUUAUUACUGUUUUUUACAAUUUUUUUAUUGGCUACACCUAGCCAAACUAUUAUAUACUUUAGACUCUCUGACCUCAUAGGUAUUGUAUGUUAAUCUUAAAUACAUGCAUAUAAUUUAAAUUAUUUGAAAGUGGAUUAGUUUUACUAUGAUUCCACUUCAAGCGUUCUCACUAAUUCAUUUUACUUCAAUUUAAAAUUUGAAUUAGUUAAAUUUAGAACAAAGACUAUAAUUAUGUUACUUUAUACUAUAUUUAAAUAAAUAUUUAUUAAGAGAUGGGGUCUUAUUUUAAUUUUAGUUAGUGAAUGGUUUUUUUUAAAUUUUAUUAGUAUUUAUAUUUUAUUUUAUUUUAAUCAUAUUUUCUUUUACACUUUUAUUUGUUAGCAACCCAUGUUUUUUUUAAAAAAAAAAAAAUACUUUAUUUCUAAUUAUAAAAUGUUUAGAUAGUAAAUUAUUUGAUAAAAUGUAAUUGAGGUUUCAUACUGAAUACAUUUUUUAAAUUCCUGCUAGUUUAAAAAUAUAUAAUAAAUAGAACUAUUUAAAUCAAAUUAUAUUGAGAAUUUUAAUAAUUGGGAUUUUAUAAAUUAUUUAUAUAUUUUUAAUUAAAAUUAAAGAAUUUAAAAUUUAUUGGUCAUUUAAUUUCUACAGGAGUCUUCUACAAAACAUUGACGAAGAACUUAAACUGAGGUAUGAAACCCUAAUAGAUUUUUUAACUUCGCACAAUUAAUAAAUUAAAUUGGAUCCAUUAAAAUAUAUUCUUAUUUCAUCACAUUGCCAAUUAAAUAUGGCUAUUGGUGUCAAUAGUUUUUGAUCCUAUAAAUGUAUGCUUUUAUUAAAUUAAGUUAAAAAUAAUUAAUAGAAUUAUUUAUAUUAAAUAUUUGUAUAUUUCUCAUUAAAUAUAUAUCAUAAGUUAUUAGAUAGUCUUGCUUUAAUUAAUAAAUGUAUGUAUAUAUAUUAUAUAUUACUACAAGUAGUAUGAUUAAAAGUGUUUAUUUUGCUUGAUUUAUUGGGUUAUUGGAAUGUUGACCUAAGCUAUUCUGUGUAGCAUGAUAAAAAUAAUAUUAAAAGUUAAUUAAUUGGCCUUACAAAAUUGGCUAUAAUAUUCAGUAAAACAUUUUUAUAUUAUUAAUUAUUUUAUUAUUUAUUUUUUUUUUUAGAGGUGAUUUUUCUCAUGUAUUUAAUGAACACAUGAAUGGAAGUUAUGAAGAAUUGUAAGUAUAAAAUAAAUAUAAAUUCUUAUGGUUAAUACAUUAAUGUAGGGAAAUUUACUUUUUGACUGUUAAAUACUAAUUUCAAUAUUUAAAAAAAAAAAAAUAAAUAAUAUAUUUAUAUUGUUUAUACAUAAAUCCAAAACAAAUAAUAAGUACAUUAUUCUUAAGUUUUUCAUUUUUUUAUCUAUUUGUUUUAGAUCUACUUUACCCUUGUCUGACAAAUGUUCUGUGCCACAUUCUUCUAGUCAAAAAUGUAAUUAUUCUAAUAAAGGCAGCGUUUAUCAAAAUUUAAAAGGUACUAUUUUAUAUAGAUCUAAAAUGUAUUUAUAUGUAUUAUGUUACCUUUAUUGAGAUGACUUAAAUAAAUAAUUAUUCAUUAUCAAGACCUUAUAAUUAUUUAAAACAAAAGGUAUAAAAUAUCAUUAAAAAUAUGUUAAUAGAAAUUCUAAUUGGCUUAGAAUAUUAUUAUUAAAUUUCAAUAUAAUGGUAUGUAUAUAUGUAUAUGUUUACAUCGGAACAUUCCAAUUGCAUCCAUAAAUGAUAUUUUGUCCAAGUCAGUUGCAUCUGGGAUUUUCUUAUGAUCCAAGUUUUGUCUAUGUACAUAAUAAUUGAUAUAUACAUAUUUUCUUUCCCACUUUUACAGACUGAGGACUGUCAUUUAUAUAAGUGAUGUGGUUAAUAAUAUAUAUAUUUUAGGUAUUAAAAUUUUUUUUAUUGAUCUAAAAUGUAUUUAUUAAAAAUAAUAGUAUGUUGUACCUUUGUAGUAUUGUUAUAUAUAGAUACCAUGUUAAAUUAUUUUUAUUCUAUAAACUGGUAAAUUUUUGUAUGCCAAUUUUCGAAUUAAUUCAAGAGAUGUGAUAUAUUUCUGUUUCAAACUAUGUUAUAGUAUUUUUAAUAAAAUCUUCGUUUUAUACAUCUUCUGUUUGGUUAUUAAAUUUGAGCUUUGCAUUUUAAUAAAAUAUACAGUUUGAACAUUUUUGAUAUGAACAACAUAAACAAAAUUAAUUUCUAAUAAUAAAUUGUAAAAUGAUAUACCAACCUAUAAUAAGGUAUCCAUAAAUUAAUGAAAUUAUAGUGAAGCAUAUAGGAAUAGAAUAACAAUUAUUCUUGCAGAUGCAACUCAGAACCGUCACCAAAAAACCAUUUUUUGGGACACAAUUCAUGUACAGCCGUUUACAUAUAUUAUUUAUACGAUUAAUUUUAAUUUAAACCACCACAAUGUUUUUCAAUAAUUAAAUAUAUUUUUUAGAUAGUCCUACAUCAUCUAGACGACAUAGCUCUCUAGAUGAAUUUAUUGCACAGACAAAUAAUUCAUCAAAUGGACGUCAACGUUCUUUUAGUGAUAGUGGAGGUGAAUAAAAAUGUUUUGAGUUUUUAUAGUAUUCUUUUGUGUGUAUUAUAUUUUGUUUAUAGGAGAAGGUGCUGAAUCUGAUUUAUUAAUCGAUACAACACCCCCAGUACCACCUCGGCGUAGAGAUCGUAAGCAACGUAAUUCCCCUCCUAAACAAAUUAGUAAUGGGUUACCACCUACACCAAAAGUGCACAUGGGUGCUUGUUUUUCUAAGGUAUUUUAUUAAGUACUAUUAUUUAUUCAAAGUAGAUAUUUUAUUUGAAAAGUUUUUAAGUCAAGUACAUAUAAUAACUAAAUAAUUAAAUAUUUGAACAAACUUAUUUAUUUUAAAAUCAUUUUUAAUCUGUGGUUUGUUUAAUUUUUAAGCGAUUAUUUAAUAAUGAAAAAUGUAUACAAUAUAUAUAUACAGUGUGUUCACACUAAGAAAUAUCACUAAAUAUUUCAGUUGGAUGGAUUAGUAUUGAAAUGUAAUUUUCAGGGACCAAUAGGGAGUAUCCAAGUACAGAAUUUUCAGACAAAUUUCAAAUUUUAAACCUUUUGGUACGCGCAUGUGCAAUACAUCUUAAUUUUUUUUAAAUGUCAACAUCAUUUUUUUUACAGAUUCAGAUAAAAAAUAAUAAAAAUGUACACACUAUAAAUUUGAAAUUAAGAUUUAUUUAUUUACAACUAUAGUUUUAUGAAAUAAACUGUUGAAAGUUUAUGCAUUGGUGUUCCAAACAGUUUAAAAAUUCUCUUGAUGUGGCAGUGUUUAUUUGGUCCUCUCUCAAAUUAUUACAUGCUACUCAUAGUUUGUUUUUUAAAUGCUCCCAUCAAAAGAACUGUAGUGUUUAUUUGUGUCUUAGUUUACAAACAGGUAUUUCACAAUAUCGAAGAUAUCAACAUUUUGAUAUUCUAGUAUAAAAGUUGAACAUAGUUAAAAUUUUGUUAAUUAUAGAUUAUUAGUAAAUAUUAAAUUAAAUUUCAACAUACUAUAAUUUUUUCAAUUUUGUAGUUAGAAAAAAACUUUAUACAAAAAUUGUUUUAAAAAAAAUUAAGUUGUAUUGAACAUGCGCUAUCAAUAGGGUUAAAAAAUUUAAAUUUAUCUGAAAAUGUGUAUUUGGGUUUUCACUAUUGAACCCUGAAAAUUCCAUUUUAAUACUAGGUCAUCCAACUAAAAUAUUUAGUGGUACUGCUUAGUGUGUACACGCUGUAUAUUGGAAAAUUAAUUUUGCAUUCAAAUACAGCUUUUAGCAGUAUAAUACAAAUUAAACUAUAGGUUUUUUUAAAUUGUUAUAUGUAUCUUAUUUUGUUUCAUUGUUCUGUUGACAUUUAGGUUUUUAAUGGAUGUCCAUUAAGAAUAUAUUGUACUGCUAGUUGGAUUCACCCUGAAACUAGAGAUCAACAUGUUUUCAUAGGAGCAGAAGAAGGCAUUUACAAUCUAAAUUUGAAUGAACUGCAUGAAACAGCUAUUGAUCAAUUGUACAAUAGACGUACAAUUUGGUUGUAUGUUAUCAAAGAUAUUCUUAUGUCUCUAUCUGGUAAAGUAUUAAAUUCUACUUGGUAUACAGGGUGUAACAGGAUUAUUUGACUUUUUACAUUGUAGUUAUAUGUAAAAAUGUCAAAUAGUUCUGUUACAUUCUAUAUAUUAUUUAAUAUAUUUACUGCAUUUUAUUAUUGGUCAGUCUAAGGAUAGAAGUUUUUCCAGGAUUUGAAUAACUCUGUUUAUUUUUAUAUAUUGCAAUCUUCUAUCAUAUUUUGAAGUUGAAUACAUUUUAAUGUAUUCAUAUAAUAUUAUUGAUGUAUAAUUAUAAUACUUACAAUUUAGCUAUAAACUAUUAUAGUACAGUAAAUGUGUAAAAAGCCUUAGAUAUUAAUAAUUAUUUAAUUAAUUAAUUAAUUUUUGUUUUAUUCAAUACAGGAAAAACCACCCAAUUAUUCAGGCAUGAUCUUUUAGCUCUCCAUGGAAAACAAAGCCAUAGGUUUUCACAACACAUGACCAGAAUUCCAGAACGAUUAAUGCCCAGAAGGUUUGCCCUUACAACCAAAGUUCCAGAUACCAAAGGAUGUAUAAAGUGUUGUGUAGGGCGUAACCCUUACAAUGGUUAUAAAUAUUUAUGUGGAGCAAUGUCUAAUGGAAUUUUUUUAAUGCAGUGGUAUGAACCACUCAAUAAGUUUAUGCUUCUAAAGGUAAUAAUACUAUUAAUUUCGCUAUUUUAACAUUUGAAUGUACUCAAAAGAAUACAAUUAUUUUUUACUUAUCUAUAGCAUUUUGAAUGUACUUUACCAUCACCUUUAAGUGUUUUUGAAAUGGUUAUUACACCAGAAUUAGAAUACCCACUUGUGUGUGUUGGUGUGAAAAAACCAAUAGGACCCAUUAGAAAGUCUAUGAAUUUGAAAUUAGAAUUGAUUAAUGUUAAUACUGGGGCGUGUUGGUUUUGUUCUGGCGAGACAGAUGAUUCUGAUAAUACAGGUUAGUAAUAUCAGUUAUUAAAGUUUUUAAAAUAAUAUUAUAAAAAAAAUAUAUAAUAAUCUAAAAAUAUCUAAAACUUCUGUUCUUUGUUUAAUAAACUGUAUAUAAUAACUAUAUAUAAUUUACCUAUACUAUAUAAUAAUAUAAUAAUAUAUUUAUUUUAGGCACAGUUAUACAGAGAAGAGAUAUUAUGGAUGUUAUUUGUGUCUGCCAGUUGGAUACAGACUCCUUUUUAAUAUGUUAUAAGAGUAUGUAUUAUAUUUGAUUACACUAUAACAAACAGUUUAAUUUAUUCAAAUGGUAUUUAUCCAAUUUAAAAACUCAAUUUUUUAACUUAUCAAGAGUUUACUAAAAUACCAACAUACUAAUAAAAUAAAAUAAUAAAUGAUUGCAAAAUUAAAAUUAAAAAAUUAGAAUUAAACAAUGUUUUCAAAAUUAAUAUCCUUUGAACAUUAAAAAUUGUGCAUGCAUUUUUAUUUAGAACUAGGAAACUAAGCACCCAUGUCAACUUCUAAAUUCAUCAAAGAGGUGAUUGAUUUUCUAUAGAUUAACCUUUGUAGAAGUUAUAAUUUUACAACAAAGGUACAAUUGUGUUUUCAAAUAUUUUUUAUGGAAAUUCUCAGUAUAGAUGUACUAUAUUUAAAUUAAAUGGAUAAUAUUAAGUAAAUAUAAGUAAAUAAUAUUAAUUUUAUAAAUACAGUGAACCCUGUAUACAAUUGAUAAUUGCGUUACCAUAUAAAAUGUCUGUUAUAGACAUUUUAUGUCCAUAAUAGACAGGUAUGGUGAUAUUGCAAAGAAAAAACUAAAAGGAACAGAAAAAAAUGCACAACACUAUAAUAGCGAAGUGAUAUGAAAUAAACAUUAAGAGUCUUUACAUUUUAUAAAUAUUUUUGGUUAUUUUCAUCCUCACAAUUAACUUUAUACUUGUUAUUAAUAAUCCAUACCUAUACAAAAUAGACAUUGAGUGGUACAUAUGUAUACUUUUGCAAUACAUUUGAUUUUGAACUAAGAUAAUUGUCUCUUAUCAAGGUUCAUUAAAAGAGGUGUUCAUAAUAUACAGGUGUGCAUUAAGACAUGUUUCAUUGUAUCUAUUUUUAUAUUGAUAAGUUUGUGCCAUAGAUAAUACAUUUAUUAUUUACAGUGUCUGUAUAAAUUGUUGUUACUUUUUUUCUGUAUCAUUUUUAUGUAAAAUAAUAUAAUAUUUUAUAUAUAAAUACAUAAUUGUGCUAUUGACUUUGAUGAGUGUAAAUAUAGUUAUACUAUAUUUUAAGAAUGAAUUAUAAUUUGUUUGUUUUCUUAAAUUCAGCUUAUGUAACAUGUAGGUAGGUAUCACAAAAUGUCCAGUCACCUGUGACUUCUAAUAGGAAAAAUUAUAGAAAUUUGAAAAUUUAAAGUUAAAAUAUUGUACUUAUGCUAUCAUUCAAAGGUUAAAAAGAAAAAAUAGCAUUUAUUUUGUGCUUUCAAAUGUUUUUCUCUUUAUUGCACAAAUUUAUUUAUAAAAAUUGUACAUUUAUAGGCCUUAAAAUAAACUCCUCUACAAAACAAUUAUCUUAUACACAAAAUAUUAAUUCUUCUUCUUUUUGGAUUAUCCAUCUGCUAGGACCAUCCAAUCCCACAACCAAUUCUCUAGUCCCCAGAUUCCAAUCCUUAUAAUAUCACUGGUCAUAUUAGGCUGGUAUACAAUUGGUUCGUUAUCUCCCAUAAUAAUUACCUUGAGCUUAAUAGUUUCACAAGAUCAUAAUAAGUCUUAUUUUUUGCUUGGAUUCUUCUUUGGUGAUAUUUUUUUCGCUCACGAAUGUGCCAAGAUAUUUGUAAGAAGUAACUUUUUUAAGUUUACAAUGACCUAUCUUCAAUCCACUAUUCACCCAAUUUUGUCUUCCUACAAUCUUAUAUUCAGUCUUUCAAAGGGUUAUUUUACAACAACUUGAGAUUCAUCCAUCAGUACUACUUCAUUUGUGUAUGCCUAUAAGGGAAUAUAAGGGAUUUCUGGAGUUGUAUUCCUUUUUGGAGUUCAAUUUUUAUCUUUCUUAUUACUUUGUACAAAAUGAAGUUGAAAAUAAUAGAUAAAAUGUAAUCAUCCUGUCUAAGGCCAUAUUGUACUGUAACUAAAUCUGACUCAUGCUUCGGACAUUAAUUUUGACCAUGGUUUCCAUGAUGUUGAUUGAGACUAAGUUGACCAAUUUCUGGGAGAAAUCAAGAUCUUUAUAAGACUCUCUCUAUGAAGUGUUGUGUGGUUACAUCCUAUUUACUCAGUAAAAAUAAAGUAAAAUAAUCUGAUUAUGUAUAAGGCAAUAUUAAAGAAUUUUUUUUUUGAAGUUUUUAAUAUUUCAUUAAAAAUACAAAAUAAAACUAUUAUAUUAUCUUGAACAUCACACAUUUGAUAAUUCUUAAUCUAUUACUAACUAAUUAUUAUUAAUGUUUAAAAAACAAUCACUAAUCCUGCAGAGGUUAUCAAUCUAAACAGUAGUAAAAAAAUAUACAUAAUUAAUUUUAAUAAAUUAUUGCACUGCAUAUUACAAAAUUAUUAAAAAUUACCCCUCCCUCCCCCUCUAAUUAUAUUGUAAUAUAAUAAUUUAUAUAAAGAGUUAUUAAUAGUAUUUUUAUAUUUUAGAUGCUGUAAAAAUAAUUAAUCUACAUGGAAAUCUCAAACAAGAUAGAAAUCAAAUAAAUCAAUUGUAUUUUGACUUUAAUGUUGAGUCAAUUGGUUAGUAAAUAAAAAAAAAAGGAUAGUUAUUUUAUAAUAGCUUUUUUCUUUUAUUAUAUAAAUUUUAUAAAGUUACAUAUAUUUGUGAUCUUUUUAUUAAUUUUAAUUUACUUAAUUAUUUUUAGUUCGACUGUCAGACAGUAUUUUAGCAUUCCAUAAAUAUGGUGUUCAAGGCCGUAGUCUCAAAAAUGGCGAAGUUACUCAAGAAAUAGUUGAUAAAAGUAGAACUUAUCGGCUUUUGGGUUCAGAUAAGUAUGUAAUUUCUGUACCUACAUAAGGUGAUUGGAAGCAGUUGAUUUUCUUUUUUGUCACAACACUUGUGAAGCAUAGGAAUUUAGCCAAGUUUUCAUUUCAAUGUAGGAUUGAUUUACUAAAGCUAGAAGAGAUAUAAAUUCUGGAAACAGAUUUGAAUUUGUCUUCAAGUUUACUUGAAAUUGAGUUUCCCUCAAUUAUGUUUUUAAACUUCUUAAUCCUAAGCAAUGUUAUGUUAAAAAAUAAAGGGAAUAUUUCUUGGCAUACAUGAGUUAUAAAGAGAUGAGAAUAUUACUUUCUUAUUCUUAUACUAUCAAAGCAAUUAGGAAAAUGGCGAUGGGUGCAGCCAUUGUAGGUGGGAAGUUAAGAGGGUAGGAUAUGGACAAGAUUUUAAUGUAUAUCUGUGAGCAAUGAUAACUCUAUUCCUAACGAAAAAUGAUUCUAAGGGGAGCUCAGUUGAUAGUGUUGCUUUGUAAACAAUAUAUAUAUGCCAUAUUAUGGUAAAACAAUUACGUCUGUAUUAUAUAUUUUCUUUAAUAAUAUGUGUUUAAUAUUGUACCUAUUUUCCUGUUUUACCUAGGUUUUUUCAGUUUUCCCAUCUAUUGGGAAAACUCUUGGAAAAAUUAAAAACUGACCUGCCUUAAGUACCACCAUAGUCAGAUUUACUUUUAGAAAAAUUGCUAUCAUUGUAAAUUGGAGUAAAAUUACUGGUAGAAAAGUUGUUUAGAUAAAAAAAAUAAAUUGGUUAAGUUGAUUUCAAGUGGACUUGAUAAAAUAUUCAAAUUUAUUUUCAGAAUUUUUAUCAUUUCAUUAGAUCAAAUUGAUAAAUUGGAAUGAAAAUACAUCUUAGUUCCUACAUUGUUCAUGUGUUAGGCAAAGACAGACAAUCACUCUCCCAACCAGCUUAACUAUCUACCAAGCAUUUGUUUGGUUUAAUUAAUAUUGUAUCUACUAAUUAUAAUUAAUUUUGUUGAGUUUUGUAUAUUAUUUUAUAUUUUAUUAUUAUUAUAGAAUCUUGUUAUUGGAAUCUCACAUGGUUUCCAAAAGAGCUGAUGACGGCACAGACCUAUACAUUCUAGCUGGACACGAAGCCAGUUAUUAAUUAUAAUUAAUAAUAGAUUUAAUUAUUUUUUAUAACUAAUUAUACUGCAUUUUACAUUCAUUUUUACAAGGAAAGAUAUUAUGAGCUAACUACCUACCUAUUGUUUUAAUACAAUAAAUUUAAUAUUUCACUAUAAAGUACAUGAUAGUAUUAUGUUAGUCAUUGCUUUUUAUAUAUUUAUUCAAUUGACGUCUAAUUUAAAUAUACAUAAUUUAUGUAUUUACAUUUUCACCAUAUAAUAUAUCAUACACAAAUUCACUUAUUUUUAUUAUCACUAAAUAUUUUCUAGGUGAAUUAAUUUUAGAAAGUUAUUUUAAUGGCACGCAAAAGCCUAGAUUUUAUUUGUGUACUUUUCUUAACAAAACUAUAUCAAUCAAAGCAAUAUAAGAUUGUAACAAUAAUGUUAUGCAAAUAGUAUUUUUAGGAGUUAAAAUUUUUUUAAAACAAGUCAUAUAUAUUUGUAUUUUUUUUUUUUUUGGUAAUCAAAUCUUAAUAUCUAUUCUAUUGAAAAAGUACAAAAUUAAAAUGUUUAAGUUGUUGGAUUUGUAUUGUUCUGAGAAUGAAUAUAUAUAAAAAAGGAAAAAGAAAGAUAAUAAAUGUAUUUUUAGAUGAAAGUUUUUAUCGUUUAUUUAUUUUUAUAUUUGUAUAAUAUAAUUUUUAUGUUUAACUAAAUGAUAAUACUUAUACAAGUAAUAAUUUGUGUACUAUAAUCUUAGUAAAAUUAAUAAUAUAUAUGAAAAUAUAUUUGUUAAUUGGUAUGUACAUACCUACUUAUGCUAGUAAAUAUUAGAGUAAUUAAUAAAAUAUGUAUAGUACACUAGCGAAAAAAAGAUUUUAUUCUUUAUUAUAGAAUUUAGAGAAUUGUUCAAAAUGGUUAUAAAUUACUUUUUAGGGAAGUUCUAAAUUAACUUUGUUUUCAAAUAAAAUAAAAUCCACUCUACACAUAAAAUCUAUAAAAUAUUGUUAUAAUGAGGUUUUGUUAACUAGAAGUCUAUUGUAUGUCUGUAUAUACAUAGUGUAACAAAGUUCUAAGACUGUUUUUUUUUAGAAAGAACAAAUAAGUUAGGGAAAAAUGUUUAUUCAUUUCAUUGCUUUUAUCAAAUAGGUAUAUAAUUUCAGACAAAAAUGUUAAAUUAUCAAAAAACGCCUUCACAUACAAAACCAUCCAUCUAACUAUAGUAUAGAGUAGUCUAUGGUUACACCAAAACAUACUAUUUUAUCAAUUAAAUCAUUAAAAAUAUAAACUAAAAGUAAUUUUAAUUCACUUUUUCCAAUUUAUUUUUUUGACUUUUAACAUAAUUAUUUAGUUUUUGUGUAAGACUCCUAGCAGUUCACAAUAGUAAAUACAGUUUCCCUAAUAUUUUGAAAAAUUGUAAUAUUUUUUAACUGUUUAUUUUUUAAUUUAUUUUAUGGAUUUUAAAAUUAUUUAUUGUUAUUUUACAAAAAUCUCAAUUUGUCCAACAGUGGUUUAUUUACACCUGUAAAGUUAAACAUAAAAGGUUUGAAAAAAAAGCCGUUUUAUAAAUGCUCAACC